AUGGCCGAUCCUGCAAAUGAUUUUAAAUCAUUGCUUUUGAGUACUAUAGAGGCUCGUGAGAAAACAGAGCAGGAAUCAAGUCAACCAGUUCCAUUAGAGGGUUUAUUUAAUGGUAUUUUUGAUCCGCCAGUGAAAAAAUUAAAAAAAGAGAAAACAUGCAUAAACUUCGAAGGACUGGAAUUGGAACAAUCUGAUACAAUUACAAAAUUAGUUAGAGAGUUUUUUAGAGCGUCUUUGGCUAUUGGGAAUAUGGGCGAGGUUAUAAAUGAAAUUAUCGGAUUACUUAAUCAACCGUCGUGGCAACGUGUUUGCCUUAUUUUGUCAUUAUUUGGGGCUUUAAUAACAGACUCACCUACCACAUAUGGAAUGUUACUGGGUCUUGGUGGUGACAUUACCCAAUCCUCAUCACUUCUUCUACCAGCCCCUUCAAUCACCAUUCCAACAAUUUUUGAAUACCUUACAUCAAUAACUGUUAUUUCUAGUCCAGAAUUAUGGAAUGGAAUUCUGUCUUUUAUGGUUAUAAUUAUUCAACAAUAUCCGCAUGCUAUUCUUGAAAUUCCUUCUUCCUUGGCUGCAGACAUUGUAAAAAACAUUUUAAAGCAAAUUAAUUUGCUUAAUGAUAAUCUUACAAGUAUUGAACUUGAGUGUGUAGAAAAGGGAAAAGAAGUUAUAGAUACACUUUUAGUUGGAAAAGAUUGUGGGGGAGUGGGUUGUGUCUCACAUUAUCACAUUAUCGAACAGUUACAAGAAAUAUAUGGACCACCUGUGAGAGGACAAUUUAUAAAAGUUCAUUGGACAAUGGAACGGUUUAUUAACGAAUUAUCACUUCGACGAAAACGUCUUGCUUUCUUAAUGAUGCCACCUGAUGCUGCAUGGCCUUUGAUUUCACAAUAUAGUCGAUCUCAUGAAUAUAUUGAUUUGGCAAAAUUAGAUAGUUAUCGUCCAUUCCAAUGCGAUUACGAACAAUUCAUCGAAGAAGGUCAAGCCACAAGUUAUGCUUCAAGAUUCCGAGACUUGUUUUUCCAACGUGCUCCUAUCGAAGAAGUUGAGACAAUGAUUAAAUCAAUGAAAUUAACAUCUGUUGGAUUGGAACCUGUACGAGAUGCUCUUUUUACUAAAGUCCAUGAUGUUAUUAAGUUAGUUCAAAGUCAUUCAAAUUUUAACGAGUAUAUGCGAGGAACUCCAAAUGAAGAAUUGUAUAAUGAUAUAUUGAUUCCUGGAGAUUUAGAUUUUUGGGAGCUUAUUAUUGAACUCGGAGAUCAGUUGUAUGGUUUGGUUGCCUACGAGUACAUUAAAUAUGAGGAAGUUUUGUUAGAAUUUUAUCACAUGGUUUAUCCUAAAAGCGGCGAGAACGUUAUAAGUCGUCGCAACACUCUACCCAAAGAUAAUACAUUAAUUUGGUUACUGAUACAGCUUUUUCCUAUCGAAAAGGUCAAAAGUCAAAUUAUUGCCCAAGAUCUUUCUAAUGAUGAAAGUUUGUUCAGCAUGCUGAUUCAAUUAUAUAAUGACCGACAAGUUAUGUCAAAAGAUGCAUUUUAUUUAAGGGAUUUGUCUUUGCAAUGUGCAAUGCAUCAUCAACAUAAUGCACUAAAAGAAAGAAGUAACUUAAAAUACAGACAUCCUCAACUUGUUGGUGCUUUAGCUUACAGUCCAAUGAUUCGUAAUUUACAGAUGUAUUUCCUUAAAGUAUAUAAAGAGAAUGUCACAAAACAUGAUCUUUUUAAAAAUCUGCCUAUACAAGAAAUUAUAAAGAUUGCUAUUCUAAGUCAACUUAUUAUGGUUGCUGAUACUUUAUAUGUACACUUGGUUCCUGAUAAAUUAAUGAAUGUGGAUAAACUUGGAUUUCCAGAAGCAAAAUUUCUACAAGGCGGAAGUGUUAGUCACAAGUUAUUGGAUUUUAUUAAUAUUCAUAACAAGAACAGACUUGAGCAACUUAUUUAUAAAAUGAUGCUUUACGGAUCACAUGAACCGUCGUUCAAUUUUGACGCCAAGGAUCAUAAUAUAACUUGUAUAUCUCCUUAUACUUUGGAUGUAGUUUAUAAAAUUGUAUAUAGUGCUCCCUGGUCGCUUGAACAGAUGAUUAAGGAUAUUUUUGCAAAGUUUAAGAGAAUUGACAAAUCAUUAAAGACGCAUACGGAAGGAAAUGCUUCAAUGGUGUCAGAAUACUCUUACAGAUGGCAGCAUACUAUUAUGCAGUUUUUGUGUCAUCGACUACUUCGAUUCUUGAAAUAUUCUUCCAAAGCUCCUGAUCUUUUACAUCACAUCAAAUAUUCAGUAUCUUAUUUGGAUCACCGGCAAACCUAUCGUGAUGUUGAAAUGUUUGCUAUACAUGUUAUGAUGAUACAAACAGAUGUCAAGUUCAUAAGAUCUAUUGCUGAUCCAAAUCGGGAUAAACCUAUCUGGUUCCCUGAAUCUGAAUUAUUGGCGAGAUACAUGAUUUUCACUUUGGCUAGGUUAAUUAAAUUUAGAGGACUUGAUGAUAUCUCACCUGAAUUGAUUCAGGGAAUCCUUACAAGUAUUUAUCCCGAUAGUUUAGAAUGGUCUGCCACCACUUUAAGUUAUUUCCCUGAACCUUUACGAAUUUUCUUUUCACAACAACAAGAGAAGAUGAAGGGAACUUUUCCUUCUAUUUCCGAUAAAGAUAUGGAUUCUGCUUUAAAAAUAGGGAAUUUGUUUAAAUUAUUUAUGGGAGCUCUUACUUCAGAAGAUGAGACUAUGUUACAGGAACAUUAUUCGAAACUUGAAAACCAAUCAAUAUUUUUAAUGGCUACAUAUACAGUCGUAUUGGUUGAUUUUAUUAUUGAAAAGAUAGAAAAUGAUAUUAGUGGACCUCCCGUCGAAGUGUGUUAUAAAAUGCUUGAAGAAUUGAUAUGGAGAUAUCAGAUACUCGCAUUUGAGCAUGUUCUAUUUGCACUUGUAAGAGGACAGAGAGAAAAUAAUAGUGUAGUAUUGGGAAUAUUAGAUUAUCUCCUAUUCGAAUCUGAAGGAUAUUCGGAAAGAGUUCAUUAUUUCUUAUCAUUGAAAUUUAAUCAUAGAUAUUGGGUUGAAGAUGAUCAUCAUGAAAAACUUAUGGAAUAUCUUAAGAGAUAUCCUGAAUAUUUUCAAUACGAAGCAUAUGCAAUGGAUGGAAUAGGAUAUACAGACGGAUAUGAAACUGCCGCUAAGAAAUUAGACCCACCGUUGAAAGCUAUAAAUAUGCCAAUAUAUUAUACUAGUUCUAUAAGAAAAUCUUUGCCUAUAUUAGAUCUAGUUGUUGGAAGAUUUAUUGAAUUUGGUGAAACAGCCAAAUUAGUGAAAUUGUUGGAUGAGUUUGGUCAACUUUAUAGGUUUCAUCAGACACCUUUAGCUUUUGUGAGAGAUUUAUUGUGUUACUAUUAUUCUGCACCUACUAUUCGAGAUCCAAUAAUUUGCUCAAAAUUAAUCAAAUUAUUAGAUUUUGACGAGUACGAUUUUGUAGCCGAAUUAUUACAAUAUGAAGGAAAUGUCAUCUUUGAACUUUCAUACUUUGAAAAGGUUUUCCAUAAAUUAGCUGACAAUAUGGAUCCGCAAAAGUGUGCACCGAAAGCAAAUACCAAAUUUCCGGAAAGACAUUUUCAAGAAAUUCCAAACCCGGUGGUUCAAGCUUUACAUAUUGCGUGUGUUGAAAUAUUAGCAAUACCCACCAGUCCACAUGACAUCAUCAAAGCAACUUUAGAUAUUAUUUUAAUGAAUGGAAAGAACGUUGCAGUACAACCUAUGGUAUUACAUGCCAUUGGAUUAUUGUAUUCAUUCUUACCUACUGAAGAAUUUGUAUAUAAAAUGUUUGAUGAGAUGUUGAUAUUAAUUCAAGAAGAUCCCCAUCUUGGAGAAUUUUCUCAACCUUGUAAUAUGACUGGCCGUGAUACAAAAGAUCCAUCAAUAGAUCCUUUAAUACAACAAUUAUUAUCUCAUUCAACACCAUUUUCAACAAUGUUUCCAUAUAUUUUUAAUGACUACAAAUCUAAUCUGCUUAAUUUCGGAACUAAUGCAGCUAAUAGUUUUCUAACAUUCAUACACGGCCUGUUACAUUAUUCAAAUAUUGAAGUCGUUGAAAAGUUCUUCGCCAAACUCAUAUUGUUAAGAGGAUUAAUUAAAACGGAUAUUCAGUUACUUUAUUUAUGUGCAUUAGUUGGACCAUUAAUGUAUAGAUUUGAACACGACCCUUUAUUUAUUUCGUUUUUACGAAACUUUGCACAAAUGUUAAAUGAAGUAACUAUAAACAUGAAAAUAGAAGAUUAUGGAGACAGUACUUUAGCUUUGGAACAAGUUUACGACUUUUUGCACUAUGUUAAACCUAUCAUUUUAAAUUAUGCACUUAGUGAAGUAUUUAUGGCCAAAUUACAUGUACAGACUAGGUUAAUAGGAUACCGAGUAUAA
This is a messenger RNA of Funneliformis mosseae, 4395 nucleotides long. The record is from the annotation of a GenBank genome assembly. NCBI's taxonomy places the organism in Eukaryota, Fungi, Glomeromycota, Glomeromycetes, Glomerales, Glomeraceae.